CCUCGCUGCGACAUGAUCCCUCAAGUGUUUGAUCACCCUCAUUGUCACAGCUCGAGAGAUCCGACUGCCGCUGACAGCCAUCGAGAGCACCAUGGCAUUGACCAAGUCGGCAUUCUCGCCCUGUCUCCGUCAAGCGCGAGUCCUCCGUCGGCCAUCAAUUGCUCACUGAGCCUCACCACCAGCCUCAUGGUGAGGCUGGAGUGUAGCUGUUGUGUAGCUACAGGCCCCUGGUCCUCGACACCUCCUGAUCUUCUUCCAGAGAGCUCCCAUGUGCGUGUCCACCCAGCAAGUUGUGGGAUGAGACAUUACAACCGCACAGGGUCGUACCGAGCGUACUCGCACACAGACACCCUUUCCCCAGCUCCCUUGUUUCACACCACCUAAUUCUCCUUCUUCGCCAUUUACCUUGGUUUCUACUCGACACUGACCACUGUGUGGUGCUUUGUUGCUUCUCUCCUGCCUUUCCUUUCCUUUCUUUCUCUUUUGCCUUGCUGUGCCUCUAAGAGCCCAAUCUUUCUUUCUGUUUUGUUUCUUGCCCUAGGCGUAUUGGUGCGGUCCAGAGCCGCCGGCGAGCUUGGGAACUUGGUCUCGAUACCUUCUUUUGGUACCUUCAUUUCUGUGUUUUUAUACCUCUUUUUCUCGCGGAACCGGCCGGCCGUUUUUAUAGUCACAUACCCCUCUGGAAUCCGCCUGGUGUGUCAACCUCGAUAUCGUUGCCGAUGCAGACGCCGUCGUGGUAAUCCGCCGACACCAUACUCGCCAGCAAUGGCAUUUUCCUUGCUCCUUUCCGCAUCCGUAUUGCUCCUCUCCUCGACUUUUAGCGGCCAUGCGGUAGCUUCCUCCUUGCCCUUCACAAACACCACGAUACCACCAACAAAUGUCUCGAUACCGCACACACAUGCCCCGAUAAAGCUCAUAAACUCGUCGGUAAUAGCGCAUGACGACGGCUGCGUUCAUCUGCCCAUCGUUCACUCAACCAAUGCCAACCACUUUUCCAAGAAGCGUGGUGUUCAGCUCCAGUUAGCUAACCGGUCUGACAUCGCGUACUACGCCCAACUGAGCAUUGGUACACCACCACAGCCGGUUUUCGUGCAGUUGGAUACAGGAUCAUUUGAGCUGUGGGUGAAUCCAGAUUGUACCACCGUCCAGGGCGCCGACGCAGCAUUCUGCCAGCAAGUCGGCCGGUACGAUGGCAAUACAUCUUCGACGGCCAAAUCGCUGGGGACCACCAAGACGUUGAAGUAUGGCAUCGGUACUGCUAACAUCACGUAUUUUGAAGACACCAUCACUCUUGCCGGGACAGCCACCGCCCUCCAGGCCGUCCAGUUUGGCGUGGCCACCGCAACAGAAGAUACCUUCUCGGGUAUUUUGGGUAUUGGGUAUGGGAAGGGCAUUGCCACCAAAUACAAAAACUUUGUCGAUCAGCUUGUUGCCCAGAACGCUAUCAGAGCAAAGGCAUACACCCUCGCGCUGGGUAGUAAAGAGGAGAAGGAAGGAGUCAUUGUGUUUGGUGGUGUUGACCCCUCGAAAUUCGCCGGUCCCUUGGCCAAGCUGCCCAUUAUUGAUGCCAACAACUCACCGGACCAAGUGCCUCGUUUCUGGGUCGACAUGAAUUCGAUUGCUAUCACGCCACCCAACAACGAUACGAAAGUGUACGAGGGCAGCAAGAUGCCCGUGUUCCUGGACUCCGGGUCGACAAUGACACUGCUUCCACCCGAUCUUGCAGCGACGAUCGCGAAGGACUUUGGGGCCGACAAAGAGGAUGACAACGGGUUUUACCGCAUCGACUGCGGUUUGACAUCCAUGAACGGAACCCUGGACUUCUCCUUCAAUGGACUCAAGAUCAGAGUCCCGUACAAGGAGAUGAUCAGAGAGGUGCCCAGCAACCCGCCUGCGUGCUUCUUGGGCAUUACACCAAGCAAGAAGUUUACCCUUUUGGGGGACACAUUUCUACGGUCUGCUUAUGUCGUGUUCGACCUCGAGACAGACUCUAUUUGGAUGACGCAAGCUACAAGCUGCGGUUCCACCCCUGCCGCACUUGGUAGCGUUAACGAUCUGUCCAUGGUGGUGGGCGCGUGCGGUUUGACAGCUGAACCAGCGGUGACCGUUUCGAGUGCUGGCGGCACAACGGCGACCCCUGGUGUUGGUGUUGGUGGUGGUGGUACUGGAUCGGAUACGAACGGGGCCUCUGCGACAGUCUCCACGGUUGUGGUGCCUGAAUCGCCACCAGGUGCAACCUCGACAGCAGGGUCACCAGUUACUUCAUCAAGUUCAAGAUGUCAUCCGAUGGCGGUCGUUGCCAUGGCUUUUGCCCUCUUGGCCCUGGCGAACAUGGGUUGAGAAAAUAACCCGUCGAAUUUUUGUAUAUACCCUUUCAACUGUGCUUACUAGAAGGGUGCCUGGCUGAUGAAGGAGCCAUGGCGCCGAUUUAAUGGCAUGAUACCUACUGGUCUGUCUCCGUCCACGAGUUCCAUCAAGUAUCUAGUAGAAAUGGCCAGGCCGCACCGAGUCACAUCUGCUG
Podospora pseudocomata is the source of this 2521-nucleotide messenger RNA. RefSeq lists its product as uncharacterized. Gene Ontology annotation, biological process: proteolysis. The transcript is spliced from 3 exons. The record is from RefSeq and is a predicted model, not a curated record. Gene Ontology annotation, molecular function: aspartic-type endopeptidase activity. Lineage: Eukaryota; Fungi; Ascomycota; Sordariomycetes; Sordariales; Podosporaceae. Bases 766 to 2340 code for a protein of 524 amino acids.